CUCACACGCACUCUUGUUAUCUCCACACACGCCCAGUUGCUUUGAGACGGCUGCAAGCCCGCCAGCCUCACCUCCGGCACUCGGUCCAAGUGGUAACGUGCGCCCUUGCACGCCUGCCGCUCUCCAGCGCUCCUAAGCAAGCCGGGGAGCCCCACAUUUGCGGUAGAAGGCUACGCGAGGCGCCAGGCGGUUGCAGGGCUGACACAGAUGCAGCAGGUCGCGAGCAGCAGAGCCAUGCAGGGGACGGCGGUUCCAUGCAGGAGCGUGCUGUGCAGCCGGCGGCGCAGCAGCAGCGUGCGCAGGCCACUGCAGCAGCGCCCGCGCGCCGUGGCGGAGGUGAGCGUGCGGUCCGAGGCGGGCGGCGCGGCGGUCAAGGCCAAGACCGCCUUUGACUUCCAGCAGUACAUGAAGGAGCGGGCGACGCUGAUCGACGCCGCGCUGGACAAGAGCGUGCCGCUGCAGUACCCUGAGAUCAUCAACGAAUCCAUGCGGUACUCCCUCCUAGCAGGCAGGCGCGGCAAGCCCACCAACCACAAGGUGUACGGCGAGGAGAUUGCGAUCCUGGCGGGCGACGCGCUGCUCAGCCUCAGCUUUGAGUACAUUGCGCGGGAGACGCGGGGCGUGGCGGCCGACCGCGUGCUGCAGGUCAUCGUGGAGGUGGGCAAGGCGGUGGGCUCCGAGGGCCUGGUGGCUGGGCAGGCGGUGGAUAUUAAGAGCGAGGGGGCUGGGGAGUCGGUGGGGCUGGACACGCUGCAGUACAUCCACGAGCACAAGACGGCGGUACUGCUGGAGGCGGCGGUGGUGUCGGGCGCCAUCCUGGGCGGCGCCACCGAGGUGGAUGUGGACCGCCUGCGCAAGUACAGCCGAUCCAUCGGCCUGGCCUUCCAGGUGGUGGACGACAUCCUGGACAUCACCGCCACCACCGAGGAGCUGGGCAAGACGGCGGGCAAGGACCUGGCCUCCGCCAAGACCACCUACCCCUCCCUGGUGGGGCUGGAGCGGUCGCGCGAGAUUGCGGACGAGCUGAUUGAGGAGGCCAAGAGCAUGCUGACCACGUAUGACCCCGCCAGGGCAGCCCCGCUGUAUGCGCUGGCAGAGUACAUCCGCUGCCGCAAGAACUAAACGAGCGCCAGGCCGCCAGGCACGACGCUGGCCGGCUUGUGCCGGCAGUCCAGCGCCCAGCGGGGCGGCCUCGCCCGGCC
Molecule: messenger RNA, 1202 nt
Organism: Chlorella variabilis
Lineage: Eukaryota; Viridiplantae; Chlorophyta; Trebouxiophyceae; Chlorellales; Chlorellaceae
Gene: GPS
Exons: 7
Coding region: 208-1122 (304 amino acids)
Biological process (GO): isoprenoid biosynthetic process
Molecular function (GO): prenyltransferase activity
Source: RefSeq, a predicted model, not a curated record